AACUAAACGAACCAUGGCAAGUCCUGUUGCCCUCAUUACUGCCGGAAGCGCAGGCCUCGGUGCCGCCACCGCAAGGGCUUUCGCAGCCAUGGGCCUGAGAGUUGCCAUAAAUUAUUCGUCUGAUGAAUCUCGAGCCAAUGCACUCAUCUCUGAGCUAGAAACUACCCCAUCGAUAGGUUUCGGUCAACGUGGCGUGAAAGACGGGCCUAGUAACGACAGAAGAUUUGUUGCUAUUAGAGCUGACGUCUCCUCUCGCCCCGAAGUUGAUAAGCUAGUAUCAACUACAAUUCAAGAAUUAGGCCGGUUAGACAUUGUGUUUUCAAAUCAUGGAUGGACAAGGUUGACAAACUUUUCGAAUCUGUCAGACAACGUGAACGAGGCAGAUUGGGAUAAAUGCUGGAACAUGAAUGUCAAAAGCCAUUUGUGGUUGUUCAACUCUGCAAAGGGCUAUCUAGAGCAAAGUUCUAUGAAAGGAGGUGGUUGUUUUAUCACCACCAGCUCUGUCGCUGGGGUUGGCGUAAUGGGUAGCAGCCUGGCUUAUGCUGUCACAAAAUCAGCGCAGAUUCAUUUGUCCAAGUGCCUCGCCUCUAUUUCUGGCGCCAGUAACAUUCGAGUAAACUCCGUCUCACCAGGAAUGAUGAUGACAGAAUGGUCAUCAUCGUUUCCCGAAAGCAAGCGCAAUGCUGCUAUUAAAAAGACCAAGCUAGGUCGGUUGACAGAGGUUGAAGAUGUUGCGGAGCAGGUGUGUUCAUUCGUGAAAAACUCAAGCGUUACAGGAGCCAAUGCUGUGGUUGAUUGCGGGUCUAUUCUCUGA
Messenger RNA from Trichoderma asperellum CBS 433.97, 814 nucleotides. RefSeq lists its product as uncharacterized. The record is from RefSeq and is a predicted model, not a curated record. NCBI's taxonomy places the organism in Eukaryota, Fungi, Ascomycota, Sordariomycetes, Hypocreales, Hypocreaceae.